Messenger RNA from Humulus lupulus (European hop), 1260 nucleotides. RefSeq names its product 28 kDa ribonucleoprotein, chloroplastic. The record is from RefSeq and is a predicted model, not a curated record. The transcript is spliced from 4 exons. NCBI's taxonomy places the organism in Eukaryota, Viridiplantae, Streptophyta, Magnoliopsida, Rosales, Cannabaceae. The coding region runs from base 82 to 1020 and encodes 312 amino acids. Gene Ontology annotation, molecular function: mRNA binding. Gene Ontology annotation, cellular component: cytosol.
AAAGGACUAAUUUGCCUAUAGCUUGAAUAGAUAGCUUAUCCCUUAUCUUCUGUUUCUACAAUCUUUUGGGCUUACAAAACAAUGGCGGCCUUGGAAGCUUCGCUCUCUAUCUGUUCAUUUUACUCCUCUUCUUCGUCUUCAUCAUCAAGCACCAAACUCACCUCUUUGCCUAAAACAUUAGCCUACCCUUUAAAUCUCAACUCUCCUAAACCUACCAUUGUUCUUCCCCACAAGUCAUUCUUUUCUCCUCUCUCAAGAAAACCCUGGUUCGAACUAUGCUGCGCGGUUCAGGAAAUUUCCGUAGAAGAAAACCCAGAAGAAACCCAGGUCGAAAACCAGAAGAGGAAGCUAUACGUGGUCAAUCUUCCCUGGUCGCUCACUGUAGUAGAUAUAAAAGAACUCUUUGGGUCCUGUGGGACUGUCUCGGACGUUGAGAUCAUAAAGCAAGAAAAUGGAAAGAGUAGAGGCUUUGCUUUUGUGACAAUGUCUUCUGGGGAGGAAGCUCAGGCUGCUAUUGAAAAAUUUAACCUUCAGGAAAUAUCAGGCAGAGUAAUCAGGAUUGAAUUUGCAAAGCGAUUCAAAAAACCAUCACCUCCACGUCCUCCUGGCCCUCGACCUGGAGAGACACACCAUAAGCUUUAUGUGUCUAAUCUUGAAUGGAAAGCAAGAUCAACCCAUCUUAGAGAUUUAUUUUCUGAAAAUUUUAAUCCAGUUUCAGCCAGGGUUGUCUUUGAUGCCCCUAAAGGAAGAUCUUCUGGGUAUGGGUUUGUCUCUUUUGCCACGAGAGAGGAAGCAGAGGCUGCAUUAUCAUCUUUGGAUGGAAAGGAAUUGUUGGGCCGACCACUUCGCUUAAAGUUUAGUGUAAGAAAUGUGGAUAAAUCUAAAAGACAAAAGGGAGAGGGGAUGACCGUAGAGGGUCAGACUGAAAGCCAAAAGGAAGAGGAAGUCACCUUAGAGGGUCAGUCCGAAAGCCAAACGAAAGGGGUUGUCACCUUGGAGGGUCAGACUGAAGAGUCCUAGAUUCAAAGGUCCACUAUGCUGAUAUAUUGCUCAGAAAGUUGUGAAGAUCAGAAAUUUUUACCCAGUGCCCAUGUGUGCGAUAGAAAAUUUUCACAGUUCUAAAUUUUGUAUUAAUAUUUACUUUCCUUCUCUUAGUAUAGGGACUAAUUUACACUACAUUUUCACUAAAAUGUUUACCAUUGCUGAAGUACAUGUUUCUUGCUCCAGUUCAAUGAAAGGGUAUAAUGUAUUAAUACCUUA